Molecule: messenger RNA, 741 nt
Organism: Apodemus sylvaticus (European woodmouse)
Lineage: Eukaryota; Metazoa; Chordata; Mammalia; Rodentia; Muridae
Gene: Ncr3lg1
Product: natural killer cell cytotoxicity receptor 3 ligand 1
Exons: 3
Coding region: 1-741 (246 amino acids)
Biological process (GO): immune response; T cell costimulation; cell surface receptor signaling pathway
Cellular component (GO): external side of plasma membrane
Source: RefSeq, a predicted model, not a curated record
AUGCGCACGUCUCCAGUGCGUGGACUGGAAGUGGAGAUGGCAGAGAAGACUCAGAUGGUAUUCCUCCAUGAAGAUGUCACCAUAUCUUGCAAAAUCCCUGGCCCCCCACAGCUGGACCUCAAUACUGUGGGAGUCAUCUGGUCUUUGAAGAAGGAUGGAGAUGAAUCUGAGGUCCCGGUGUUUGAGUUUUAUGGAGAUCAACGGGAGGCAGUCCGACCUGGAGCAGAUGUAUCCUUGUUGGGGCUAGAACAUGGAAAUGCCUCACUCCAUCUACCCAGGAUCGAGCUAUGGGAAGCAGGAGAGUACAGAUGUAAGGUUGUGGUCACCCCUGAAAAGGCAGAGGGGACAACCAGGCUAGAAGUAGUAGCUCACCCUGACAUGCGUUUGUUUGAGAAACCAGCUACCGCAAGAAAUGGUAAAGAGAAACUCAUUAUCUGCCAGCUGGAUGGAUUCUACCCAGAAGCCUUUGACAUAAAGUGGAUGAGGUGUGCCCUGAAGGAUUCCCACUUCCAAGAGAUUACGGAGGGCAUAGUCACCGGUCCCACUGUGAAGAACGUUGAUGGCACCUUCAGUGUAAACAGCUCCUUGGUCCUGAAGCCAGCUCUGGAAGACCAUAUAUACCAGUGUGUGGUGUCACACAGAUCCUGGCUCAUCCCACAGAGUCUCAAUAUCACAAUUUUUGAGAACGGUGAGUUUCCUCCCAAGCUCACCCCAUUUGUGAACAUGUGGUUUGGAGCUUAG